Messenger RNA from Protopolystoma xenopodis, 258 nucleotides. Lineage: Eukaryota; Metazoa; Platyhelminthes; Monogenea; Polystomatidea; Polystomatidae. The record is from the annotation of a GenBank genome assembly.
AUGUCUGCAAAUGAUGCGAUCAACAGCCUCUAUUUCCCAGACUCGACAUCACAUGCCAGUCUGUCAAAGUUGCCGACUUGCUUUCCUGAUCCUCCUUUUCGCCCAAAAUGCUUCAACGGGUUCCCUGUCCUCCGUGGACUGCCUGCACGCAAGCCGGUCGUCAAUCGUCGAUGCCAGAAUGACACGCUCACGCAGCCUUUGUCUUACACUCUCCUGAAGCCCUCAUCUCCGGGCACCACUCAACGCAAUUGUAACUAA